Molecule: messenger RNA, 1715 nt
Organism: Toxotes jaculatrix (banded archerfish)
Lineage: Eukaryota; Metazoa; Chordata; Actinopteri; Toxotidae
Gene: noc3l
Product: NOC3-like DNA replication regulator
Exons: 13
Coding region: 147-1715 (522 amino acids)
Biological process (GO): DNA replication initiation
Cellular component (GO): nucleolus
Molecular function (GO): chromatin binding
Source: RefSeq, a predicted model, not a curated record
CCCGGUUCUCACAUCAACACGCGUGCGGCCACGGACGGUGUUUAGCUUUUCACCCAAACAGCGGCUCACGCUGUUACACACACACCGAGCACGGUUAACAAAGCCUCGGCCUGAAGCUGUGAGUGCGACGGAGAGUUCCCGCCGCCAUGGGUCCGCCUCGCUCGAAGAAGCGUCGGCCGACGUUCCGCCGCCUGCUGAAGACGAGCGGCGUGAAGCUCGAGAACAAGCUGAAGAACCGUCAGCUGAAGCAGCAGAACGUCGCCAAGAAGCAGCGUAAAGAACAGAAGAGGCUGAGGCAGGCAGUGAAGGACGCUGCCAUCAGGACGCCCCGUCCACUGGAGACGUACAGGAAGAGACCAGAGGAAGAGGAGGAUGAGGAGGAGUUUCUGGAGAGUCUGCCCACAGAUAUGAUGGAGGACGAUGACCUGCAGCAGAUGACCGCCAUGGCUCGACAAGCCUCCUUCAUCACCAGAGACCUGUCGUCAUGCGGGCCGGUGCACGGCGGUAAGAAGCGGAGCUCAGAGGUCGUUCGGAGUUACGAGAAGGUUCCGAGGAAGAUGGCGAGGACAGAGGAGAAGGAGGUCAUCCACCUGCUGCCCAUCAAAGACAAGACGGGAGUCAUCCCACAGAGCGUAGAGAGAGUUGUCAAAGAGCAGCAGGAAGAGGAGGAGGAGGAAGAGGAGGAGGAAGCUGCUGAGGAGCCAGAGGAGUUAGAAAAUGAGGGGGAGCCAGAGAGCGUUGCGGCGCUGACAGCAGAGCAGAGAGAGCAGCUCAGAGUCCAGAAGAUAAACCAGAAGAAGCUGCUCAUCGCCAGUCUGGGAUCAGCCAUUAUCUCAGACCCCUUCAGUAAUAUGAAGCGGGUGAAGGAGCUGCGUGGGAUGCUGAUGGAGUCUGACCCCUGUGUGGCGGUGACGGUCAGGAAGCUGGUGAUGGUUUCUCUGAUGGAGAUCUUUAAAGACAUCGCCCCCACCUACAGGAUACGACCCCUGACCCCUGCGGAGAAGGCCACUAAGGUGAAGAAGGAGACUCAGCAGCUCAGAGAGUUUGAAGAGGGCCUGCUCAGUCAGUACAAGUUCUACCUGGAGGACCUGGAGCAGGUCAUCAAAGACUGGAAGCAGAAGAAGAAGAAGCGCAGCCAGGCGGUGGGUUUCCAGUCGUACCGCAGCCUGGCUGAGGUCGCCGUGCGCUGCCUGUGCGAGCUGCUGCUCGCUCUGCCUCACUUCAACUUCCACAACAACAUCAUCGUCAUCCUCGUCCCGCUGAUGAACGACCCCGCCAAGAAGGUGUCGGACAUGUGUUGUGAUGCAUUCAGGAAGCUCUUCCAGCAGGACAGAGUGGGCGGAGCUUCGUUGGCCACUGUGAGGGUUGUCUCCGGCCUCAUCAAGAGCCUCAAUUACAACGUCAGACCUGAGGUGCUGAGGACGCUGCUGAGUCUGAGGAUUAAAGAGGUCGAGGUGAAGAAGGACAUCGAGGCCACGGCACCAAAGAGGAAGUUCAUGACCAACAAAGAGAAGAAGAAGAACCUGUCGAGGAUGCAGAGGAAGUGGAAGAAGGCGGAGGAGAAGCUGGAGAAGGAGCUGCUGGAGGCCGAAGCCUCCGAGAGCAAAGAGAAGAAGAUCAAGCUGGUUUUCUCUGACGAGAACGAGCCUCACUCUGCUUCCAUCGAGAAAUCAGCGAGCGUCUCUCAGACUUUCAUCAUGGAGGAGAAACGCUGA